This is a messenger RNA of Spodoptera exigua (beet armyworm), 973 nucleotides long. Lineage: Eukaryota; Metazoa; Arthropoda; Insecta; Lepidoptera; Noctuidae. The record is from the annotation of a GenBank genome assembly.
CUACUGUCUACUGUCAUUGUUGUGAAUUGUCAAAAUCAAAGUCAAUCAUUCAAAUGUCAAAAUUUGGUUAUCGUUUCGAGUUUCGCUUCCUAUAUAUUAAUUAACAACCAGAAUCUUAAUGGCUAACGAUCGAGAGGUUCUUCGUGAAAUAUGGGACGGAAAGUUGCCGAUUUGUUUUCAGUUAGCUCAAGAAGAAAUAAUGGAAAUACAACAACCUGAUGCUUUUUAUGUCAUGGUCCCAAGACUGAGUUACUUUCCUCUUGUUACAGACAAGAUGAAAAGACACUUUCUGCGAUACAUUUCCCAAGAAAAUUCUGAUAGUGAAAUGUGGUUGGAUUAUAAUGGUCAGCCACUCAAAUGGCAUUACCCUAUAGGUUUUCUCUAUGAUCUCUAUUGUGGUAAUGACCCUCAAUUGCCAUGGCAUCUUACAGUGCACUUCACGAAGUUUCCAGAAGACAUCUUACUUCAUUGUACAAACAAGGAUGUUGUAGAAGCACAUUUUAUGUCAACAGUGAAAGAGGCUGACGUUUUAAAACAUAGAGGACAAGUCAUGUCUACAAUGCAAAAGAAAGACCAUAAUCAAUUAUGGCUUGGUUUACAAAAUGAUAAAUUUGAUCAAUUUUGGGCUAUAAAUAGACGAUUGAUGGAAUCCCAUGGAGACAGUGAAGGUUUCAAACACAUUCCUAUUAAACUAUACUCUGAUGAUGGAACAUGCAGCCAACGUCUUGUUAGUCCUAAGAAUAAUGAUGGGAGUAGGAAAACACUUCAACAAAUGAUUGCAGAAUUGUAUCCAGAUAAACUUGAUGUACAACUAAGAACGCAUGGAAUAGUAAUCCCAUCUGACACACCUCUACAAUGGCUUUCUGAACAUUUGAGUUAUCCAGAUAACUUCCUGCAUAUGUGUGUUUUUUAAGAAACUAAAAUAAGUGUUUUGUUUAGUGUGAUGAAAUCAAAGACUCAGUAGUAAUCAAUG